AUGCGUGCAUCUUUAAGCAAGUCGGAUAAUGCAUUGAGCAGUAAUACUAAUAUUACAAAUUGUCGAUUUAAACGUCAUCAUAGUAUUGAUGAUGAUUAUCCUGUAAUAUCAUUAUCAUCAUCAUCAUCAUCAUCAUCAAAUGAUGAAAAAAAAAUUCAUGUACAUUUUCAUCCUGAUCUAGUAUCAUCUGAUCAUCGUGUACCAUUAUCAAAUACUACAUCACAACAAAUAACAUUUCAAAAAUCCUCAUUUUCAUCUGAACUCGUGAGAGUUGUGGAAUGGUUUAAUCAACUUGAUAAUCAACAAAAGGAAGCAUUACUUCGAGAAUUAAUUAAUUCAUGUUCCGGUUCUCAAUGGCAUCUUUUAUCAAUUUUAACAGCUGAUAAUUGGCAUCGAAAUUGUCCAUCGGAUUGUUCAGAUCCAUUGGCACAAUUACCAUUUGAUAUUUCUUUUCAUAUUCUGUCUUUACUCGAUCCAAUAUCAUUAGCACGAUGUGCACUUGUAAAUAAACUUUGGUAUUAUUUAUCUUCACAUCCAGAAUUAUGGCGUAAAUUAUCUAAACAAAAAAAAUGGUCUUUUUCAUCAACUCUUCUUGAUCAACAACAAAUUGAAUCAUAUACAAAUGAACAAGGAAAACCACAAUGGAAACAAAUAUUUAUUGAACGAUAUCGUCUUCGAUCACGUUGGUUAAAUGGACGAUGUGAUGUUAAAACAUUUCAUGGUCAUGUUGAAGGUGUUUCUUGUGUUCAAUUUGAUAGUCAAACAAUUAUAAGUGGUUGUACUGAUGGUACAAUUAAAGUAUGGGAUAUGAAUACUACAAAUGAGAUUAUUACAUUAGUUGGUCACUCACGUAGUGUCAGAUGUUUACAUGUUGAUGGUACAAAUGAAGUUCGAUUAGUUAGUGGUUCGAAUGAUCAUAGUAUUAAAGUUUGGAGUAUAUCUAUUAAUCAAACAUGGUCAAAAUGUGCAUGUAAAUUAACUUUACUUGGUCAUACAGAUACUGUUCGAUGUCUUGUUGUUUGUGAUGAUAUUUGUGUAAGUGGUAGUCAUGAUAAUUCUGUUAAAGUAUGGAAUUUAACUAAUGGUUUAUGUUUACGUACAUUAGUUGAUCAUACUGAUAAAGUACUUUGUGUGCAAUUUAAUUGGGAUUAUAUUGUUUCUGGAUCAACGGAUAAAACAAUUAAAAUUUGGCGUUAUGUUGAUGGUAUUUGUUUACGUACACUUUCAGCUCAUAAUGGUUCAGUAACAUGUUUAUAUUUUGAUCAACAACAAGAUUUAAUUGUAUCGGGUAGUCUUGAUUAUGAUAUACGUUUUUGGCAUUUAUCUACAGGUGAAUGUUGUCAGAAAAUUGAUUGGAUAUCAAAAGAAGGCCAUCGUGGUGUUAUUCGAACAUUAAAAGCUGAUAGUUGGCGUGUUGUUAGUGGAGCUGAUGAUAAGACAAUUAAAGUGUGGGAUAUACGAACAGGUGUUCGAUUAUGUACAUUAAAAAAUCAUACAGAUGGUGUUACAUGUCUUUCCUUUAAUGAUUAUCUUAUUGUAUCGGGCUCAUUUGAUGGCAGUGUUAAAUUAUGGAAUUUUCGAUCAUAA
Molecule: messenger RNA, 1587 nt
Organism: Rotaria sordida
Lineage: Eukaryota; Metazoa; Rotifera; Eurotatoria; Philodinida; Philodinidae
Source: the annotation of a GenBank genome assembly